AUGGAGGGAUCAGCGACGGAGGGAAAUCACGGAGGCGAUCCCCGCGCCGAGCAUGCCGCAACCAAGGAGUCCGAGGCGGCGGCAAUGCAACACCAUCUGACGCUGCUCCAGCCGACCGUGGUCGAAGUUUCUGCAGCCGUGCUGGAUAAGGACAAGGUGGGGGAGCACGAGUCGGUGGGGCUGGUCGGUGGCUCUCCACCUUCUGGUGGACGGGGGAGGCGCGCCAAGGAAGCUAGUGGCAAGGCGGGCGGUCAAGCAUUGCGCCAGAAGGGCCGACCCGCAGCAAGAAAAGCAUCCGGUGGAAGGAGAGGCAAGAAAGCAGCGACGGGAACAAAGUCGAAACGGGGCGAUGAAGACCCCAGUGAUGCGGAGGAGGAGGAGGAUGAGGAGGAGGAUGCGGAGGGAGAGGAGGAUGAAGAGGAACCAGAGGAGGAUGACGCGGAUGUUGGGGAGGAUGAAAAAGAUGAGAAUGAUGGCGGGGAGGACGAAGAGGGGGAGGAGGAGGAGGAGGAGGAGGAGGAGGAGGAGGAGGAGGAUGAGGAGGAGGAGGAGGAGGAGGAGGAGGCAGAGGAGGAGGAGGAGGAGGAGGAGGAGGAGGAGGAGGAGGAGGAGGAGGAGGGUGACGACGAGGAGGAGGAUGUGGAGGAGGAGGAGGAGGAGGCAGCGGAGGAGGAGGAGGAGGAGGAGGAGGAGGAGGAGGAGGAGGAGGAGGAGGAGGAGGAGGAGGAGGAGGAGGAGGAGGAUGUGGCGCCAGUGAAGGGACGGGGCGGGCGUGGCAGACGGGUGAGUGGUACAGGGAAGGAGGGGGGCCGGACUCGCCCUUCCCGAAAAUGCGGGGCAGUUGACGCUGCGCGCGGCGAAGCAUCGGGCAAACCGAAGGCGCGUAAGGUGAAGGUCGAAAGUGAAGGGGUUGGUAAAAAGCAAGGGAUCCAGGGAGCAAAAGGGGAUGGAGGAGGAAAGGGUGGCCGCGCCAAAGGGGUUCCAGUGGGUACCAGCAAGAAAGAACCUGCCGGUAAACUGGGCAGCGUCCGCCAAAGCACCCCGCGGAAAGGUGGCAACGAGAAGGCGCAGGCUGCCCCAAAACCGAAGGGACAGCAAAAAGGUGAAAGUGCGGAGCACGAGCAGUUUGUUACACGGGAGGAGUUCCAGGCGCUGCGGUCUGAGAUGUACGCCAUGUUUGCACAGCUCGGCCUGCGUCGUGGAGUACCUGCCAGCUAUGCCGGCGGGUCGGCAGCCCUGCCUAUGGCUGGUACCCCGCCGCCGAUGAGCGCCGUGGACAAGGCACGAGUGCUAGUGUUGCAGGAGACAAACCCAUUCCCGGAAGGUGUGACGUGGCACGUGGGGCUGGUUGGUGGACGUGGCGGACAAGGAGGGUGUGACGUGGCACGUGGGGCUGGUUGGUGGACGUGGCGGAUGCAGGAGGGUGUGACGUGGCGGAAGGUGAGGGUGAGGGAUGACGUGACAGAUGCAGGUGGGUGUGACGUGGCGGAAGGUGAGGGUUGGGGAUGA
Molecule: messenger RNA, 1509 nt
Organism: Closterium sp. Naga37s-1
Lineage: Eukaryota; Viridiplantae; Streptophyta; Zygnematophyceae; Desmidiales; Closteriaceae
Source: the annotation of a GenBank genome assembly